CUUAUAUCACACAUACCUUAUUCGUUAUUAAAAGGCAGAUCAGAUACAAGGCACUAUUGUAGCCCUUUGUUCUUCCUCCUACCAACAAAUUUGCAGGUGAAGAUUACUUCAGCCAUGGAAGGACCUGCAGAAGCUUCUGAGAAGAACAACAAAGGAAGAGUGUGUGUAACUGGAGGUACAGGCUUUGUGGCCUCUUGGCUAAUCAUGAAGCUUCUUCAACAUGGCUACUCAGUCCACGCCACUGUUCGAGACAGGAACAAAGACACAAGCUACCUGACAAAUUUACCGGACGCCGGAGAGAGGCUACGGAUCUUUGUCGCCGAUCUCGGCGAUCCGCAGAGCUUCAAGCCGGCGAUCGAAGGCUGCGUCGGGGUGUUCCACGUGGCGCAUCCGAUGGAUUUGGUCGGGAUCGAAUCUGCGGAAACGAUCACGGAAAGAUCGAUUCGAGCAAUACACGGGAUUUUGCAGCUGUGCAUCGACUCCGGGACCGUUAAGCGUGUGGUGUACACUUCCAGCAUUUCGGCGGUUUUUGGGAAAGAUCGCGGCGGCGGUGAUGAUGGGGCCGCGGCAGAGGUGGACGAGGAGUCGUGGAGCGAUGUGGAAUUUAUGAAAACACUCGACUUUGUCGGAGUCGGGUACUAUAUUUCGAAGACGGUGACGGAAAUGGCAGCUCUUGAGUUUGCAGAAAAGCACGGCUUGGAGCUCGUAACGGUGAUCCCGUCGUGGAUACACGGGCCGUUUAUUUGUCCGAGCCUCCCCGGCUCGGUUCACUCGUCUCUCGGACUUAUUCUUGGCAACGAGAACCAAAUCAAGUACGGGAAGAUCACUCCUAUGGUGCAUACGGAUGAUAACGCGGAGGCACACAUAUAUCUUUUCGAGCAUCCGGAUGCCAAAGGAAGGUACAUUUGCUCGGCUAUGGAAGUUACGGUCGAGGAGAUGGUUGAUCAUCUUAGAUCGAAGCAUCCCCACCUUAAGUUGCUCGAUCCCGAAGGUUUAAUUAAUCCUACGGCAAACAUUGACGGGCUCUCGAGCAAGAAGCUAUUGGAGAUUGGUUUCAAGUAUAAAUAUGGGAUUGCGGAAAUGUUUGAUGAUGCUAUUCAAUGUUGCAAGUGUAUCGGGCGGUUGUGAAUUGUAAACAUUCGAUGAUUAUAAUAAUAAGAAGAAGAAUGGAUGGUCGUGUUUAGUUGCCAUGAAUCGUUAUUGGGAUGCUAUGAAUGUUUGUGUAUCUGCUAUUUUCGAAUGUACACUGAAUAAAUUUAUGUAUC
Messenger RNA from Andrographis paniculata, 1265 nucleotides. RefSeq names its product vestitone reductase-like. Gene Ontology annotation, molecular function: oxidoreductase activity, acting on the CH-OH group of donors, NAD or NADP as acceptor. Bases 115 to 1128 code for a protein of 337 amino acids. The record is from RefSeq and is a predicted model, not a curated record. NCBI's taxonomy places the organism in Eukaryota, Viridiplantae, Streptophyta, Magnoliopsida, Lamiales, Acanthaceae. The transcript has 4 exons.